This is a messenger RNA of Mycosarcoma maydis (corn smut), 921 nucleotides long. RefSeq names its product putative organic acid transmembrane transporter. NCBI's taxonomy places the organism in Eukaryota, Fungi, Basidiomycota, Ustilaginomycetes, Ustilaginales. The transcript has a single exon. Gene Ontology annotation, biological process: mitochondrial L-ornithine transmembrane transport. Bases 1 to 921 code for a protein of 306 amino acids. The record is from RefSeq and is a predicted model, not a curated record. Gene Ontology annotation, molecular function: L-ornithine transmembrane transporter activity.
AUGGCGGAGCUCAACGGUCUCGCGCCUAGGCACCCUCUGCUGUCGCAAGGUCAGAAAGACGUGCUUGCCGGAACAGUCGGUGGUAUCGCGCAGGUGCUUGUUGGUCAACCGCUGGAUAUCCUCAAGGUGCGACUGCAGACGUCGCCACCGGGGACGUAUACGGGCAUGUUGGACUGUGCCACGCGCAUCGUACGCAACGAAGGCCCUUUGGCAUUCUACAAGGGAACGCUCACGCCGUUGCUCGGUGUUGGAGCGUGCGUUUCGAUCCAGUUUGGUGUAGUCGAGGCUUUGAAGCGCCAGUUGCGCGCGUCCAACGUGUCGUCUGGAAGAAAAGAGGAUCUGACGUACACACAGUUCUACUUGGCAGGUGGUGUUGCCGGGUUGGCUAACAGUUUCGUCGCUGGUCCCGUAGAGCACAUUCGUAUCCGGCUACAGACGCAACCGUCGCCACCGUUGUAUCGUGGACCGAUGGAUUGCCUGAAACAGAUGCUCUCGUCGUCAGGCAUCUUCCACGGCGUCUACCGUGGACAGCUUGCCACGUUUGUGCGCGAGUUUCAUGGGAUGGGAAUGUACUUUCUCACCUACGAAGCUCUGGUCGAGUACAAGCUGAAAUCCUCCCAGCUCAGCCGAGACCAACUGCCGGCUACGUACGCCAUGUUCUCAGGUGCCAUGGCAGGCUACGCACUCUGGCUGACCGCAUACCCUGCCGACAUCAUCAAAAGCAAACUCCAAACCGACUCGCUCGAUCCGCACAAUCGGUCGUACAAAGGUGCGCUCGAUUGCGUCCAACAGACAUUCAAACACGACGGCAUCAAGGGCUUCUUCCGUGGUCUACUACCCACCCUGGUCAGAAGCCCGUUUGCCAACGCGGCUACGUUUGUCGCCUUCGAAUUCGCCGCUAGAAACUUGAAGCAUGUCUAG